This is a messenger RNA of Adineta steineri, 2181 nucleotides long. The record is from the annotation of a GenBank genome assembly. NCBI's taxonomy places the organism in Eukaryota, Metazoa, Rotifera, Eurotatoria, Adinetida, Adinetidae.
AUGGGUACACCAUAUUAUUAUCAAUCAUUGGGUUCAUCACCAACACCAUAUAUAACUAAUGAAAGCAAUAAUGCUGAUAAUAGUCCAUAUACUAUUGAUCAUCCAAUACAUUUAUAUGCAUAUGUUACCAUGUGGAUUAUCUUAUUAGUAACAAUUAUAUUUGGUACAAUAGGAAAUAUUCUUGUACUCUAUGUUUAUAUUAACCGUAAAGAUAAGAAAACAUGUACAUUUUUUAUAAAAAUAUUAGCAGUUGUUGAUUUAAUUAUAUGUUUCAUUUUGGCACCUCUUGAAUUAUAUCAUAUGACAACAGGUAUUCGAAAUGAAUUUUUAUGUAAAUUUUAUGGAUUUUUAUCAACACAUGUAUUAUAUUCAACUUUUCUUAUAACAACAAUUGCAUUUGAUCGAUAUUUUUGUAUAUGUUGGCCAUUAUAUAAAAUUAUUACUAUACGUCGUGCACAUGUUAUUGUUAUUAUUUGUGGAUUAUUAUCAUCUUUAUUCGCUAUUGUGCCUAUGAUUGAACAUUCAACAAAGGAACAUAUUUUACAAUUACCAUAUAAUCAUUCUGAUGCAUUGUCAGAAAUAUCUUCUGAUGGUAUGAAUCUAGCACCUUAUAGACAUGUUGAACAGAUGAAAUCACCUUCAACAUUGCCAUUUCAAUUGGUGAAUACAACAGAUGUUAGUUGUGGUAUAAGAUAUAGUUUUAAACUUCAAUUUCCAAAAUUUACUACUUUUUAUCGAUUAUUUCAUACUGCAUUAUAUGCUACAUGUAUAUUACUUGUAUUUAUUCUUUAUACAUUUAUUUAUAAUGCUGUUUAUCAACGUCGUGUAACACGUACAAGAAAAUUAUCUGCUUAUCGUCGUAUUAUACGUUCUUAUUUAAUGAAUGAAGAAACUGAACAUAUAGAUACACAAUCAACAAAAAGUGGUCGUUCCCAUCAUCAUCAUCACCACCACCAUCAUCAUCACGUAGAAGAUUCACCAUCGUUAUUUACACUUCUUUGUUGUUAUUGUUGUCAACUAAGUGAAGAUUAUGGGAAUGAUUUUAAACGACCAUCAGAAUCGGCAUUUAAUGUACCAUUAAAUGAACGACGACGACAAUCACAUCAUCGUCAUAUGCAUGAUGAACCAUCAUCAGUUAUAAUACAUCAUAAUAGAAAUAAGCCACAAGUUGUUUUAGAAGUAAAUGGUGCACGUGGUAAACGUUAUUCAGCUAUAUCAAUGACAUCUAUGACAUAUUUAACAAGUGGAGUUUGGGAUGAAACAUCUCCAACAAAUUUAAUACGUUCAAGAAUUAAUUCAAUAGCUGCAACAACUUAUUGUGGUACUGAACAAUCAUCAACAGGACGACCAUCAACAUCAACUGAAGAUUCAAUUGAACAAGCAUCUAAAUUACUUACAGUUAAUAAUACAUUAUCACCAUCAAAUUCAAUACAUCUAACUGUUCCUGGACUACAGGCAACAACAACAACAACAUCGACAUACGUUGAAGUUAUUAAUAAUGAUAAUCAAUUAAAUGAUGAUGAAUCACAAAAAAGUAUGUCACAAUCUACAAAUUUAUUACAUCCAUCUUAUAUACGUAAACCAAGUAAUACAUUAUCUAUUCGACAACAACAAAGACCAUCAGAUGCAUCAUCAGUUCAACAACGAAAAGUAUCAUUUAUGACAUCCCCUGGAAUCGUUGAUCGAUGUAUUAGUGAAAAUGUAUCAAGUACCUAUCAACGAGCUAGUCUAGCUCCACCAAAUUCAUCAUCAUCACAACAACAACAAUUAACUGUACAUAUGAAUGAUCAUCGUUCAUUAUCAACAACAUCAUCCAUUGAUCCUACAGAUGCUUCUAUGAGAACGUUUUCUAUAUCAUCUACACGUCGUCCUUCAACAUUUGAUUCUGAAACACAACGUACAUUUGAAAGGCAACAAACACAAGAACGUUUAGCAAAUAUAAGAACAACAUUUACGUUAUUUAUUGUUACAGCUACUUUUAUUAUUAUGUAUUUACCAUCAAUAAUUCAUUCAUUAUUUGCUAUUAAACCACAUCAUUUUCGUGAUGUUUUAUUUUUACUUUGUUAUGUCAAUAGUGCAUGCAAUCCACUAAUAUAUUCUUUUUUUAAUGUUAAUUUUCGUAAUGAUAUUCGUCGUAUAUAUGAAUGUCAAAAACGUGAAUAUUUAGCUCGACGGUAUUAA